Messenger RNA from Sphenostylis stenocarpa, 663 nucleotides. The record is from the annotation of a GenBank genome assembly. Lineage: Eukaryota; Viridiplantae; Streptophyta; Magnoliopsida; Fabales; Fabaceae.
AUGAGCAACGUGUUCGAGGGAUACGAACGCCAGUACUGCGAGCUCUCGGCGAAUCUAGCGAAGAAGUGCACUGCCGCCGGUGCUCUUAAUGGAGAACAAAAGAAACAAAAAGUAUCUGAAAUAAAGACUGGGAUUGAUGAAGCUGAAGCUUUGAUAAGGAAAAUGGACCUUGAAGCAAGAAGUUUGCAGCCAAACAUCAAGGGCGUGCUUCUUGCUAAGUUGCGGGAAUAUAAAUCAGAUCUAAACAAUCUUAAAACUGAAAUUAAGAAAAUUGUAUCAGGUAACUUAAACCCUUCGGCACGGGAUGAAUUGUUGGAAUCAGGCAUGGCAGAUGCUAUGACGGCAUCUGCUGACCAGAGAACAAGAUUAAUGGUGUCAACUGAGAGGUUGAAUAAGACCAGUGAUAGAGUUAAGGAUAGUAGGAGAACAAUGUUGGAAACAGAAGAGCUUGGUGUUUCGAUUCUUCAAGAUUUGCAUUCACAGCGUCAAUCUCUGUUGCAUGCACAUAACACGCUCCAUGGAGUGGAUGACAACAUAGGCAAGAGCAAGAAAAUUUUGUCCAACAUGUCAAGAAGGAUGAACAAGAACAAAUGGAUUAUUGGAGGCAUUGUUUUGAUUCUGGUUGUUGCCAUCAUCGUGAUUCUGUACUUCAAACUUAAAUAG